UUGGAUAUCCACGAUUUGUGCAACUGAAUGAAAGACAAUGAUAACAAUAUCAAUCAACAACAACUAUGAAACUGAGUAUUUUUUUUUCUAAUGAUCGCGUCGCGCUGCAUAGUUGUGCAAUUUACUCACUUAUAAUCCGCGUGUCUGCAUAUAUCCAUAUGUACCUAUAUCUAUUUUUUUGCUAGUGGGUGUGUGAUGUGUGUAAGUUGUAUACAUUCAAACGAAUAUUAAUAGGCAAAACAACAAUAUGCAAUUCGAUGGAGGAAAAAGCGAACCUCCCAAAGAGAGUGGAGGAGAGAUGGGCGGCGGUUAGCCAUAGUGAGAGGGGGCGGCCAGUGCGGAGAUAGUAGAUGUGCUCAGAUCUACGCCUCUGUGAGCUGUGUAUCUCUAAAUAAUUGCUGCUCAAAUUUAAAUCUGUGUGUGUAUGUGUGUGUGUGCUUGCGUGUGCGGGAGAGAAGAGCGCUGAGUGCUAGAGCGAGAGCCAGUUCCCAAGAGAGCGCAGCUAGCAUAUCGAUUUUAUGAUUUUAUGUGCAAGGAGCAUUGUACGCAUCAACAACAACAAACGGAGGAACACGACCAACUAACCACGUCAGCGACGGCGACGCCAGCGUUUAUUUAUUAAAACCGAUUACAUUAUAACAAACACCAAAGUCCUGGACUACCGAAGAGUGUGUGGGAGAAAAGCGAGCAGAGAGCAAGGAGGAGCGCCGUGAGAGCGCGCGCGCAGGAUUUCAGAUUGCAGAGAGAACUUAGCAAUUAGUUCGCUUUGUUUGCCCAGCCAAACAACAACAACAAUCAACCAGCUCCCCAAAACCAACAACACACACACUCGCUCUCUAAACUAAAACAAUGGACUUUAUUAUGGCAAACACCGGAGCUGGCGGCGGAGUGGACACACAGGCACAGCUAAUGCAGAGUGCAGCGGCAGCCGCAGCAGUGGCGGCAACAAACGCGGCCGCCUCGCCCGUACAGAACGCAGCCGCCGUGGCUGCCGCCGCCCAGCUGCAGCAGCAACAGGUGCAGCAGGCAAUACUGCAGGUGCAGCAGCAGCAGACACAGCAAGCGGUGGCCGCGGCCGCUGCGGCCGUGAGCCAGCAGCUCCAACAGCAGCAGCAGGCCGUCGUGGCCCAACAGGCUGUAGUGCAGCAGCAACAACAGCAAGCGGCGGCGGUGGUGCAACAGGCGGCGGUCCAACAAGCUGUGGUGCCCCAGCAGCAGCAGACACAGCCCAAUACCAAUGGCAAUGCAGGAUCGGGAUCGCAAAAUGGCAGCAACGGCAGCUCGGAGACGCGCACAAAUCUCAUUGUCAACUACUUGCCGCAAACGAUGACCGAAGACGAGAUCCGUUCGCUCUUCUCCAGCGUCGGCGAGAUUGAGUCGGUAAAGCUGAUACGCGACAAGUCGCAGGUCUACAUCGAUCCACUCAAUCCGCAGGCGCCCAGCAAGGGACAAAGUCUGGGCUACGGCUUUGUUAACUAUGUCCGGCCGCAGGAUGCCGAGCAGGCUGUUAAUGUUCUUAACGGCCUGCGACUACAGAAUAAGACCAUCAAGGUGUCGUUUGCCCGCCCGUCGUCCGAUGCCAUUAAAGGCGCCAACCUUUAUGUGUCGGGGCUGCCGAAGACGAUGACCCAGCAGGAACUGGAGGCCAUCUUCGCACCAUUCGGAGCCAUAAUCACGUCGCGCAUUCUGCAGAACGCUGGCAACGAUACGCAGACCAAGGGCGUUGGCUUUAUUCGAUUCGAUAAGCGGGAGGAGGCCACAAGGGCCAUCAUUGCCCUGAACGGCACCACACCAUCCAGCUGCACAGACCCCAUAGUGGUAAAGUUCUCCAAUACGCCAGGCAGCACCAGUAAGAUCAUCCAGCCGCAGCUGCCCGCUUUCCUCAAUCCCCAACUGGUGCGCCGCAUCGGGGGCGCCAUGCACACGCCAGUUAACAAGGGUCUGGCCCGCUUUUCACCAAUGGCUGGCGACAUGCUGGACGUAAUGCUGCCCAAUGGACUGGGAGCGGCGGCGGCGGCGGCCACAACGCUGGCCAGUGGGCCUGGCGGAGCGUAUCCCAUUUUCAUAUACAACCUGGCGCCGGAAACGGAGGAGGCUGCCCUGUGGCAGCUUUUUGGUCCAUUCGGAGCUGUGCAAUCGGUGAAGAUUGUCAAGGAUCCCACAACGAAUCAGUGCAAGGGCUACGGCUUCGUCUCGAUGACCAACUACGACGAGGCGGCCAUGGCCAUUCGGGCGCUCAACGGCUACACCAUGGGCAAUCGGGUGCUGCAGGUCAGCUUCAAGACCAACAAAGCCAAGUAGAGCGACCCAAAUGGAUGUGGAAAUGGACGCAGAGGGAGCACACCCAACCCCAACCAUUAUCUUGAUUCUAAACAACCUGACCACACAACACACAUAUAUAAAUAUGCAUGGUAUAACGGUAACUAAGCGCAACAAAACAGUAUGUGUACAACACACAAGUAAAAAAAAACAAGAAAGUAGCAGGCAGGAGAAAUACUCUUUCCACUAAACGACAACGAAACGGCGGAAAUCCCCCUAAAAAACACAAAUCUCCCCCCACAAUCCUCCCCAAAACCGCCGGCCAAAAGCGUUGCAAUAGAAAAAUUCUUCUUGUUUAGCAUUUAAGUAAACAACAUUAACUAAACGAAGCAAGCAAAAUAAGUUAAAGAGAUCGGGAGAAGCAAAAAGGCAGGGGGUUGAGAAUGAACAAUGAGAUUUUAAGGAAAUAUUGCAAUAUGAAAACACGCUGUGGCAGUGGCACUGCCACUGUGAAAGAAAGGUCAAAGGUUGGCACGGUCAAGCUAGUCACAAAGCAAAACAAAGAAAUCAACCAAACACACAAACAAAAACGAAAACAAAUUUAACUUUAUUAGUAAAAAAGAAAAUGAGAAAUUUUAAAAAUUUAUUAACUCUAAGUAAAACGCAGCAAUGAAAUCUUCCAAACAAAAGAAAGCAAAACAACAAAUCUGUUUGUUACACUUCAACUUUUUCUACCAUAAAAACUUUGAAUCUUGAUACUAAAACCCAAAACAGAAUUAAGAAAAUAGAGGAAUUCAGUGUCUACACUUUAUACAUAUACGGUGCUUAUAGGACACCAGUUUGGCUUGAUCGAAAAGCGCAGGAUAAAUAGUAUUUGAGGGGCAAUUAGGAAGAUCGCGCAUAUAGUAGAUAUACAUACAUAUAUGUAUAACAUGGAGGCUGCUACAGUAUUACAAGAAACAUAAACAUAAAAACUACAUACUUAAUAAACGAGCACGUUUAAUAAUUCUAAAAAUAUAUGUUUAUCCAUAUGUAUAUGCGAUAAUUCUAUGUCUGCCUAGAUAUACAACUAAAUAUAGAAAUUUAAAGUGUUUUUUAUGUUUUGUAUUUGUUUUCUACACUAAGAAAACGAAUUCCGAUUGAAUCAAGCCAAACUUAUGUCCAUUAAGCACAACUAAACUCAGUGAGAACUGAAAAAAAGAAUAUAGAAAUCACGAAGAAUGAUUGACAGAAGGCCAGCGACGUGAAAACAAAAGUAAUACAAUAAUUUAUGCGCAAAUUUAAAAUGUUUUACUAAAGUAAAUAAUUGUUAGUGAAUAUUGAUACUGUAAAUGUGCGCGUGUGCGAGUGUGUGCACAGGUGCCUGCAGAUAUAUAGUCCGCUAUGUACGACGCAUGCUGGCGUAGGCACACCUUAUAUACUUUAUAUAAUGUAUAGUUCAAGGAGCAAGUAAGCAUAAACAAAAAGAAAAACCAAACACUUGCUAAACCGAAACAAUUUUAGCAUUAAAAACCAAGCGUAGCACAAAAAAUUACUAAAAACCAAAAAGUAGAGCAGCAGCAACCAUUUUUUAUAUAACAACAAAGUAAAAGGAAAACCAGUGAGGAGGCAAAUGUUCUCGAAGGAUGCAAGCAAAAGUAUAGCAAAGAGGUUUUUCUAGCUAAGUAAGGUGCUAAAGGACAGAGAAAAUGGCUCCGUAUGGACAAGGAUUAAUCCGCAUCCUGCUUAUAUAAAACCCCAAAAAACCCGUGUCCAAACCUACAUCUUUUGUGGAUCUUUUGCGUUACUUUAUCAGUUGAUAUAUUCUGUAUAUUUCUUUGCUUCUAUGGAUAGUUGAAGCGAGAGAGUAAGACACACCACACACACAAACAUCAGCAUAUAUAAUUUCGAUUCUGGACUCUAUAUUCCGUUUUUGAAUUUGAAUUUGGUUUUGUUUGAUUUCAUUGUUUGCUUUGUACACGAAUUGAAUUUAACAAUAAGCUUUUGCAUCCAGCCCAUAAAACCAGUCAGACCCAAACCAUGCAUAUUUAUACAAAUGAUUUGUGUUUAAUUUCCUUAUAAAGUUUACCUUAGGAAACUCCCAACCGUUUUGAGUUCACUCUCCAAAUAGCAUAAAUUCUUGACCUAAGUUUCAACAAACAUUGAACAGAAUUGAACGGAAUCCAAAAAGCGAAAUAGGAAUUUAUUUUACUUUGAUUAUUCUUACGUCACCUAACGCUAUGUGUAAUCGGAAGUAUGUAUAUUACCAUAUAUAUUUAUAUAUAUCUAUUUUUUUUAUAAUUAUAGGGUAAAAAAUAUUUUUUGUUUGAACAAAAUUCGCAACAAGAACUCUAGUCAGAAGAUGGAAAACAAGAAUAUUAUUAUGAUGAGGCAGCCGCAUAUAGGGAGGAAAAGUAGAUCAAAACCAAAAGAACUAUGGCAAUUUCUAGCUAAUAAAAUAAUUGAAUGAUAGAAGCCGCCUGCUCUUCCCUUUCCAAAGAUUUACCCACUUGAAACCUCUAAGAAAAAAGAAGCAA
Drosophila erecta is the source of this 4775-nucleotide messenger RNA. It is a transcript of the gene elav, whose product is annotated as protein elav. NCBI's taxonomy places the organism in Eukaryota, Metazoa, Arthropoda, Insecta, Diptera, Drosophilidae. The record is from RefSeq and is a predicted model, not a curated record. Gene Ontology annotation, molecular function: RNA binding. The transcript has 3 exons. The coding region runs from base 850 to 2301 and encodes 483 amino acids. Gene Ontology annotation, cellular component: ribonucleoprotein complex.